Molecule: messenger RNA, 1638 nt
Organism: Siniperca chuatsi (mandarin fish)
Lineage: Eukaryota; Metazoa; Chordata; Actinopteri; Centrarchiformes; Sinipercidae
Gene: thumpd1
Product: THUMP domain containing 1
Exons: 6
Coding region: 80-1132 (350 amino acids)
Biological process (GO): tRNA modification
Molecular function (GO): RNA binding
Source: RefSeq, a predicted model, not a curated record
UACAAGUACCGCAAAACUGUAGUUAAGUACAGCACUUAGUUACUUAGUAUAGUCAUUGCCGAUAAUCCAAAGGUGCACAAUGUUUCGCGAGAACGUCUUAGACUUUUGUCCCUCCUCACACGCCGUACAGGACAACCGAAAACGUGCUAUGUUCAUAUCUGCUAACAUGUCAGCCGUGUCAAACGACCCGAGGAAACGGAGCAAGAAGAGGUAUGCGGCCGGCCACCACAACAAGCGGUGGAAAGGCUCCCGGGAGCUGGAAGUGGGCAUGCAGGGGAUUCUCAUCACAUGCAACAUGAACGAGAGGAAGUGCACCGCGGAGGCCUUCAAUCUGCUCAAUGAAUACGCCGACCAGCUCUAUGGGCCCGAGAAGUUGCAAGAUAAUAAUGGGAGUAGCAGUGAAGAAGAGGAGGCUGAGGAAGAAGAUGUUGAUGUAGCUCUGAAGAAGGAAGUGGCACAGAUGCAAUCAUCUGGAGCUAAACAGGAGAGGCGCUUCCAGGCUUUGGACAGUGGAGCAAACAAUGUCAUCUUCAUCAAAACUCUAAAUCUGGAAUCUGACAAGCUGGUUCAUCACAUCCUGUCUGAUCUCCACACCACCAAGAAGAAAAAGUCACGCGUGAUACUUCGGAUGCUACCAGUAACUGGAACAUGCAAGGCCUUCCAGGAUGACAUGGUGAAGUACCUGACCACUUACCUGGAGCCUUGGUUCAAAACCCCAAACUGUGCUACCUACCAGAUCGCCUUCAAGGCCCGCAACAGCAGCCACAACAAGAGAGACGAAAUCAUCAAAUCAGUUGCAGGUCUAGUGGGAAAGCUGAACCCUAAGAACAAGGUUGACUUGACCAACCCGGAACUGACAAUCAUUGUGGAGGUCAUCAAGGCUGUGUGUUGCAUCAGUGUGGUAAAAGACUAUACACUGUACAGAAAGUACAAUGUUCAGGAAGUAGUAAAAGAGGACACACCAAAGCCUGAUGUGACCACAGCAAAAAUGGAUACGAAUACAGCUGAGGAGAAGGAGAAACACGAUGCAGAGGAGACAAACAAAGAAGAGAAGAAAGGCGAAGAAGACAAUGACAAAAAUGUGCCACAGGACAACAAAGAGGUUUAUAAGGGUGAAGGUGACGGAGAGUAAGAGCUCACAUUUAGAGAAACAGUUGUUGAGUUAGAUUAAAAAGUUAUUUUUAAAAACAUCCAUCUUAAGUUGCUUUAUAUGGUAGUGCUUUUGUUUUAAAUGGAAGGUUCAAAGCAAAGAUAAUUAGAUUUUUUUUUUUUUUCACAACUGAUAACAUGACUCUAAGAAAUAAUGAGGUUGGCAAGAGUCAAACAGAAUCCAAAUAUAAUUUAAUGUCUUUUUAUAUUCAUAAAGAUAUCUGAUACAUUUGUAUGAACUUCAUUGAGAUGUCCAUUUUAAAUAGCAGUGAUUUUGAAUUAACUGGACAUGUCACCAUCCUGCAGCAUAACUUUACCUUCAGGUGACAGUUUUUUAAUGCUGAAUUUGAUUUUUAAUUUCAAUGUCGUUUUAUUUUUGACAUUUUUACUCAAAGAAAAACGUUUUGUUCAGGUUAACUGGUUUCUCACAUUUUUUGUAACUGUUAUUUCCUAAAGCAGUCGCUGAAUUAAAGCUACCUGUGUGUUUGA